UAGCUAAUAGCCAGCCCAGAUCCGCCCACGUGGUAUCACAUGGCCCUAUUCUUCCUUCAUUUCUUGAUUCUUUUAUUCUCGUCUGACGUUUCCUCUCUUCUCUCCUGCUUUACUGAUCACUGCCCAGGAGACAAUACUAGCCUAUGCUUGACGAUAUGUCCACGCACGUAUCAAGCUUGCUUUAGGAACACCACCUUCCCUCCCUCCCUCCAUUUUGAAAGGCUACCUAGACUGGGUUGCAGUAGACUGGAUUGUAGGAUCAGUUGUGAUUACGAGGAGUAUGACAGUGAUGAGGGCGGGGAGUAUUGCUGCUGUACUUCUAAUUAUUGUAACGAAGAGACUGCACUAGCUCAUCUCAUUAAACCUAAAUUUAAUUAUCACCUACCCCCUCUGGAUCGGGCAUCAGUACCGAAGUCAGAUAAACUCAUGUGUGAAUUUUAUGACUGUACCACAGAGAAGGAUGGUAACUGCAUUCAUCAAUACAAAACAUGUCUUGACUGCCCGAUUGGCUAUACCUGUACCUGCCAGACAGUUUAUAAAGCCAACAGGACAGCUAACAAACUCUACCUUUACUCCAAAGGAUGUGCUGUCAUAGCAACUGCUAAUAAAAAUGAUUUUAGAAUUAGUCCAGAGUGUUUUAUUAAUGUUAGUUAUGCUGGGCCACUGUUUGAUGAAUAUGUGUGUUACUGUGACAGGACUAUGUGUAAUGUGAAUGAGACAGUACUGCAUCCUACAAGAUUGAUGUCUUAUGGUGUGAGAGAGUGUAUUGAGCGUGGUUGUGAAUAUUCUUGUCAAGUUAUCAAGAACAGGCUAUGGUGCUUAUGCCCUCCAGGAUUGAGAACGACUUUUGGAUUGUACUGUUAUGAUGUUAAUGAAUGUAUAGUAGCUAAUGGUGGCUGUGAUCACUUAUGUAUCAACACAAGAGGCAGUUAUCAUUGUGAGUGUUACAAUGGCUACAUACUUGACACCGCCUCAAGGAAAUGCAUUAGGACUUCUAGUGCAUUCUAUUGCUCGUCUUACUACAGUAUUGAUAUACCAAUUAAAAACAUUACUAAGAGUGAUAUUGGAAGGGAGCCUUGUGUAACAGGAUCAUGUUAUGCUCAGUACAGAUAUGAUGAUGAGGAGAAGAACUGGUACCUCUCUGCACUGACGUGUGGUCGCUUUCCAACGAGUUCUACUGAUACUCUACCAUCUUGUUCUAAUCCUCAAUGUGAGCUCAAGGAACUUGAGCAGAUUCCGAACAUGUAUCACUGUUGCUGCAGUAGUCUCAAUUGUAACAACAUUUCCCUGAUUCACUUUAUGACCAGUUCUACUAGCACUAGUACAACGGCUACUGUACCUACAUUAACAAUCACUGGUACUUCUGAUGCUAUUGGUAUAAUUGGGUUUUGGACAGUUAUUGUUGUCUUUGUUUUACUAUUGAUAGUCUGUAGUUUGUUCCUAGUAAUGACCACAGCGCUCAUCAUAAAAUGGAAGAGAAACAUGAGGACCCAACCUCCUACCAAUAACCUACAAAUGUCAACCUUACCAGACAGAAAUAAUAAACUUGAUUAAUAACUAAAAUCUAAUAAUGGAAACACUGUUUCUACAUGAAAUAUAUUUUAAUGAUCAAGUUGUGUAGUAUUUGUUUAAUUUUAAA
Amphimedon queenslandica is the source of this 1639-nucleotide messenger RNA. Its product is annotated as signal peptide, CUB and EGF-like domain-containing protein 1. Gene Ontology annotation, biological process: positive regulation of axonogenesis. Gene Ontology annotation, cellular component: cytoplasm. The record is from RefSeq and is a predicted model, not a curated record. The transcript has 8 exons. Bases 40 to 1554 code for a protein of 504 amino acids. NCBI's taxonomy places the organism in Eukaryota, Metazoa, Porifera, Demospongiae, Haplosclerida, Niphatidae. Gene Ontology annotation, molecular function: calcium ion binding.